CACGAGGGGAGCCAUUGGACCACCGAUUGAAGUGGAGAUUCCCGAGAGCCAAGUAUAAAAUUUAGGUCAUAAGAUAAACAAGAUUUGUACAGAAGCCAGUACAGUCCGUCUCGCGUUGUGAGGCACUUGCUCCGUCACAUUGCUCGACUGCACUUGGAGCUAGCUGUCACAUCUCCACCGCCUCGGAUGGGGCGAGACCACUUCAUACAAUUCCACUGUGUAGGCCGAAAGAGCACGACAAGUCUUUUUUUUAGGCGUCAUCCCAUAUGAUGGACCGGUUGUUGUCAGUGUUCGCGAAGAGGCACCAUGUUCCCCUGUCACGUAAGCGCCUGGCCAGCUGCUGAGCCCGUCGCCUCCUCCUGCAGUCAUGCACCAGCGCCGCAGCCUUCACAAUCGUUCCCCGAUCUGCUGUGCAGCUGUCCCGCGCCACCGUUGAGCGCCCACUCUGAAACGCCGUCCUCGGAGACCAUGGAGUCCCUCAUUGUGGUCACAGAGUGCGAACCACGCAGACCAUUUGGGGCGCCUGGUGGGGAGGAGGAGGUCGAAGAAAUGGACAGCUCCAAAACGCCGCCCCUGCCCACUCAUUCGUGCGAUCUUCUCUCUCACAAUGUCGUGCGCUCGGAGGCACUCUUGCCGGUCGGCGAAGAGCAACGAGCACGGCUGAAUCUGUCGGAUAGGAAACUGUCAUUGCAGGAGCGCUCGCAAACUCAGAUUUCACCCUGCAGCUCCCCGGGACUCAACGGCCGUUACAUUUAUCCGUCGUUACCUUACUCCCCCAUCACAUCACCUCACUCUUCUCCACGCUUGCCACGCCGGCCCACUGUGGAAUCCCACAGCGUCUCCAUCACAGACCUCCAGGACUGCGUUCAACUCAACCAGUACAAGCUGAAAGAUGAGAUUGGAAAGGGCUCCUACGGCGUUGUCAAGCUGGCGUACAACGAAGACGACAACACCUACUAUGCCAUGAAGGUUCUGUCCAAGAAGAGGCUGAUGAGGCAGGCAGGUUUCCCACGACGACCGCCACCUCGCGGUGCCAGAGCAAUUCCUGAGGGCCCCCCUCAGCCCAAAGGGCCCCUGGAGCGGGUCUACCAAGAGAUUGCCAUCCUGAAAAAGUUGGACCAUUCUAACGUCGUCAAAUUAGUCGAGGUUUUGGACGACCCCAGUGAGGACCAUCUGUACAUGGUGUUUGAACUGGUCAAGCAAGGGGCUGUGAUGGAGGUGCCGACGGAUAAACCCUUCAGUGAGGACCAAGCACGCUUUUAUUUCCAGGAUCUGCUCAGGGGAAUCGAGUAUUUGCAUUAUCAGCGAAUCAUCCACAGAGACGUCAAGCCCUCCAACCUGCUGGUGGGAGAGGACGGCCACAUCAAGAUCGCCGACUUCGGCGUCAGCAACCAGUUUGAGGGAGCGGACGCUCUCUUGACAAGCACUGUGGGAACACCGGCCUUCCUCGCCCCUGAAACGCUGUCGGAGACCAGGAAAAACUUCUCCGGCAAGGCUUUGGAUGUUUGGGCAAUGGGUGUGACACUCCAUUGCUUUGUCUUUGGAUCGUGUCCAUUUAUGGAUGAACGCAUCCUCAAUCUGCAUCAAAAAAUCAAGACACAGCCAGUAGAAUUACCUGAACAUGCCGACAUAUCAGAUGAUCUCAAGGAUUUGUUGCUCAAAAUGCUGGAUAAGAAUCCCGAAACCAGAAUAUCAAUUCCACAGAUUAAGGUGCACCCGUGGGUGACGAGACACGGCGCAGAGCCCCUCCCACCAGAAGAUGACAACUGCUGUACGCUGAUUGAGGUGACGGAGGAGGAAGUGGAGAAUUCGGUGAAACACAUCCCGAGCCUGGCAACAGUGAUUCUGGUGAGAACCAUGUUGCGAAAGCGCUCCUUCGGGAACCCCUUUGACUGGGCACGGAAAGAGGCAUGCAGCAACUCGUGCACUUCAGGACAGAUGAAACAGCAGCCUGCAGACAGUAUGAUGAGCAUUGAGCCGCCCUAUGUUGGAGAAGACGAGGCUCUUUCCUGAUGCAGUAGUGUGUGUGUGUGUGUGUGUGUAUUCUUCACAACAUCCCUUUCCUCGUCACUUUUCUACUUUGUACUUUUCCAGGGAGGUGGUACACGUGUCGGUGAGAAAACGAGCGGGGUCGUUUAUAAGGCAAGAGCGUGCUAACGGUCCCCUUCUCUUUGCAUGCGUCUUUUAGCGUUAGCAUGCUCAGUCUCAGGCUUACGUGUGUCAUAUGCGAGUUUAGAGCAGCCCCCUCCCUAAAAUUCUUGCUCCUUACUUGACAACUCUAUCAGGUAUGGUGGGGAUGGUUGGGCGGUGGUGGUGAUCACGGCACACACUUUUAGGAAGUCAGGGAUUAGUUCUCGGUCUUCACCACCACCACCAGAAGUUUAAAAAAAAUCACUCUUGCGUAUGAGUGGUAGCAUCUCAUGUGACAUAUUUUAUUGAAAGAAGUAUGGCAGGGAGUGAUGAAUUGUUUACUGACUGCAUAUGUUCCUUGUGGAUUUUGAAGCUAUUAGACUUUUUUUUCUGACAUUCCAUUUAUUAACGUUUAAAAAGCUUUAAGAUCACUCGGUGUAGUGCUUUGUGAACAAUCAGACUCUUCUUCAUCGCUCCAUACAAAAGUGGAGAGUUGCAAGGGGCAUCGUGCUUCUGUUGAAUCUUUUUGGAUGAAAGGAACGUCAUAUAGGAGAAGGUCCCAAAAGUCCCCAUACAUUUUUUUCCCCGACUAUGCGCACAUACAAUUGCAGUUGCAAUCGCGUUCUUUUUUUUAAACGUAUUUUUGAUUCAGCAAUCCUCAGAGCCAUCUUUUUUUUUCCUUUGACGGUUCACCCAUGUUCAUCUUCAUUAGUUGAGUUUCGAAUUGUGCAUCAAAGAUUGAUUGACAGGGAAGACAUGAUUGAAAGUUUCAUUUUCAUGGCGCACUUUUGAACAAAACUGGAACAGAAAGGUGCAAAGGGACUUUUGGGACACGCAGUAUGUAUGAUCUCUUCUUCAUUCUGUCGUGUUUGUAAUGUUUCAACUCCACGUUAGUCCUCCAAUCAUUUGGAAUGACGACACUCUUGCUUCUUGAACCUCAAGUGAAACUAGUGAAUGUUCUUAUUUGUGUUUUUGUAAGAAAGAAAAGGCACUGAUGUUCAUUUACAAUUGCACAUUUUAAAAAGACACCCAAAAAAUUUGACUGUGCAUAAGUUUUUUAUUUUAUGUAAAGCAACUGUAAAAAAACUUUGAAUACAUUUUGAAAUAGGUAAUGCAUCUGAAGUUUUUUUCUUUUUUACACAAAUCUAAAUCUAUGCAUGACAUAUCUAGAGGAAAAAUUUAAAAUAAUUAAAAAAAAAGAUGUGCCAUGUUGGGGGUGGAAUUUCUAACUAAUAUUUAUUAGCUGUGAUUUUUGUGAACCUUUUUUUCACAUUUUGUUCGCUUCGUUUCUGUUUUCACCGCAAUAUUAGAAGCAGAUGGAAUUACCGGAUGUGUAUAAUUAACAUGUCAUGAUUUAAUGUUCCUACACAA
Hippocampus zosterae (dwarf seahorse) is the source of this 3501-nucleotide messenger RNA. RefSeq names its product calcium/calmodulin-dependent protein kinase kinase 2-like. The record is from RefSeq and is a predicted model, not a curated record. The coding region runs from base 307 to 2013 and encodes 568 amino acids. Gene Ontology annotation, molecular function: protein kinase activity; ATP binding. NCBI's taxonomy places the organism in Eukaryota, Metazoa, Chordata, Actinopteri, Syngnathiformes, Syngnathidae. Gene Ontology annotation, biological process: CAMKK-AMPK signaling cascade; protein phosphorylation; activation of protein kinase activity. The transcript has 18 exons.